AUGAAUACGAAUCAUUUGAAAACCACUGCCAUAUCGGUGAAAUUUGGGAAUAGCGCCUGGAACGAUGUCACCACUCCGGAUUUUACAGUGUUGAAAUUUCAAGAUGUAGCAAAAAAUUUGUCAUCGUCUGUGUUUUUAAAUUAUUCUGAUGAUAAUUCAACGGUGGAAUUCAGCCAGACAACGACAGCAUCCCCACCUGUGUUUAACGAAGCCCAUAUGGUAGAAACCAUAGUCCUGUCUGUUAUUUUUCUCAUUUCCUUCAUAGGAAAUACUGCUACUUUAAUUCAGAUGUACCGUAUGAGAAAACGACGCUCUACAAUCAACACUCUCAUCGUCAACCUUGCCAUCGCCGAUUUAAUUGUCACGUUUUUCUGUAUGGCUGCCGAAGCGUUUUGGACGAUCACCAUGCAGUUUUUGGCGGGAAAUGCCAUGUGUAAAAUUUUGCGUUACAUACAAGCGUUCGGUCUUUUACUGUCCACAUAUAUAACUGUUGUAAUUAGUUUGGAUCGGUGCUGUGUUAUCUUGGAUCCCAUCAGUAGGAAUAAAGCCCCUCAGAGAGUUCGAUUCAUGAUAGGAGUGUCGUGGCUUUUAAGUGCCUUGUUCAGUGUUCCGCAGCUGUUCAUUUUUAGCGUGUUAAGAGGACCGUUUAGGGAAGACUUUUAUCAAUGUGUGGAUAUUGCGUCCUAUCCUCAUCCUCAAUACAAGUGGAUGUACAAUAUCUUCUGUCUCUUCGUGCAAUUUUUGAUCCCCCUUGGAAUUAUGAUAGCGGCCUAUGGACUCAUAUUUUGUACAAUCUCCAGAAAAUCUAAAGAAUUCAGAGGUAAUGACAUCACAUCGAAUGUAAACGACAUCAGCAGGGGACAGGUCAGAAACAAUCUGUUAAAGAAAGCCAAGAGAAAAGCAUUGCGCAUGUCCAUUUUCAUCGUCAUCGCCUUUGUUGUUUGUUGGUUUCCUUACUACGUGCUUUUUACCGGGAAUUCAUUUGCUCAAUGGAAAGAGUUAAGUCCGUCGUUGAUGGCCGGAUUGUCCACCAUGGGUCUCUCCAACUCAAUGCUGAAUCCAAUCAUUUACGGCGCUUUCCAGUUGUGCAAGGUGCAUAGACCAAGGUUAGUUUGGAGGACUAUUAUUUCAAAACCCAGGGCGUGUGAUUCCGUCCUCUUCUUGAUGAAAGAAGAGGAACACUUUUAG
Molecule: messenger RNA, 1188 nt
Organism: Ylistrum balloti
Lineage: Eukaryota; Metazoa; Mollusca; Bivalvia; Pectinida; Pectinidae
Product: gonadotropin-releasing hormone receptor-like
Exons: 3
Coding region: 1-1188 (395 amino acids)
Biological process (GO): G protein-coupled receptor signaling pathway
Cellular component (GO): membrane
Molecular function (GO): peptide binding; G protein-coupled receptor activity
Source: RefSeq, a predicted model, not a curated record